Messenger RNA from Venustampulla echinocandica, 1686 nucleotides. RefSeq lists its product as uncharacterized. The coding region runs from base 1 to 1686 and encodes 561 amino acids. The transcript is spliced from 7 exons. The record is from RefSeq and is a predicted model, not a curated record. Lineage: Eukaryota; Fungi; Ascomycota; Leotiomycetes; Helotiales; Pleuroascaceae. Gene Ontology annotation, biological process: transmembrane transport. Gene Ontology annotation, molecular function: transmembrane transporter activity.
AUGGGUAAAGAACUAGAGACAGACCCGUCUAGUACGAGCGCAAGCUUUAAUGAAAAGCCGCUGGUAACAGAUGCGCAGACUCAAGAUGUCGAAGAAGGCGAUUCUACUCCGCAGGUAGAAGAGGACACGAAAGUUUAUCUCUCGGGAUGGAGACUAUACGUCGUCACCAUCGCUUUGUGUUUAAGCAUGUUCCUCCCAAACUUCGAAGUGUCAAUAGUGAGCACCAGCCUUUUGACCAUCACCAACGAGCUGAAGGGAUUCAGCCAGAGCAGCUGGAUCGUCGAUGCGUAUCUGAUCACAUAUACUGGCCUGCUGAUAUCCUGGGCCAAACUGAGUGACAUAUUCGGACGGAAGUUCUCACUCUUGGCAUCCCUGGUGAUUUUCAUGGCCUUCUCUGGCGCGUGUGGUGGUGCCCAGACAAUGACACAGCUGAUUAUCUUCCGAGCAUUCCAAGGAAUUGGCGGUUCGGGAAUCUAUGCUCUCGGAAUGGUUAUAUUUUUUGAAUUGGGCCCGGCGCGCAAAUACACGCUUUAUGCCGGAUUGGUGACAAUGACUUUUACUUUGGCACUUGCGCUGGGUCCCAUUUUUGGAGGGCUCAUCAAUUUAAACGGAAGCUGGAGAUGGGUGUUUUUACUGAACCCUCCUGCCGCGUUUGUAGCGAUUAUCGCCUUGGCGUUUGCAUUUCCAUCAACCUUUCCAGAUAUUAAGCCACCAUCUACAGCACGAACUACAAUGUUUCAUUCAUUCUCUCUCAAAUCAAUCCGAAAGGUUGAUUUUCUAGGCACGGCAUUGCUGCUAGGGGCGUCAAUAUUCCUAAUCACGGCUUUGCAACAGGUGGAAAACUAUGGAACAUGGUCUUCUGCUUUAACAAUCGCCCUUUUAGUCCUAUCUGGCCCCCUGCUACUGGCAUUCCUGGCUUGGGAGAGAAGAGUGACGAGCGAGGACUCGGUUACGGAACCUGUGUUUCCAUGGCGUUUUGUGAAAAGUCGACAAUGGAUGGGCAUGAUAAUGAAUACAUUCUUCUGUGGCACCGUCUUUACGGUGUGUAUUAUACAAAUCCCGCUGCGACUUCAAGCCGUCAAUGGCUUUUCGACACUUGGCGCUGGCGUUCGCUUGCUCCCGUACGGGUUGCUUGUUCCCUUCGGCUCUUUCACUGCCGCAGCACUCACAGGCCCAGGCAAGAAAAGCGUUCCCGCGGUGUACAUCAUCUUGGCGGGUACAACGAUACAGACGGUUGCAGUAAGCUUACUCUCCGUCUUACCUACAACUACCGCGUUCGCCAAGCGAUCUCUGGCAUUCGAAGCAUUGGCGGGCUUGGGAACCGGGUUGUGCAUUGGCAGCCUGGUCAUGUUGACUCCACUGGUGUGUGAGAAACGAGAUUUGGCUGUCGCAACCGCGGCGAUCAAUCAAUUUCGAUUCUUGGGGGGCUCCGUAGGCUUGGCCAUUGUCAGUAGCGCAAUGUACAGCUGGACCCGGACGAGAUUCCUCGGGAUUUUGGCACCCGAUAAAGUGGAAAUCCUGGAGCAAACCACCCAAUUCAUCUCUGAAUUCUCCCCAGAGGUGCAGGAGAAGAUCCGAGUUAUUUUUGCGGGGGGCUUUAAUUUGCAGAUGAAAAUUCUGAUUGGACUUGCGGCUUUGCAGUUUGUAGCUACGGGGCUCAUGUGGAACAAGAGACCUAUCAGAUAA